Glossina fuscipes is the source of this 4506-nucleotide messenger RNA. It is a transcript of the gene Uba1, whose product is annotated as ubiquitin-like modifier-activating enzyme 1. The coding region runs from base 589 to 4131 and encodes 1180 amino acids. The transcript is spliced from 6 exons. Gene Ontology annotation, cellular component: cytoplasm; SUMO activating enzyme complex. NCBI's taxonomy places the organism in Eukaryota, Metazoa, Arthropoda, Insecta, Diptera, Glossinidae. Gene Ontology annotation, molecular function: SUMO activating enzyme activity. Gene Ontology annotation, biological process: protein sumoylation. The record is from RefSeq and is a predicted model, not a curated record.
AUGUGCUUUUCUUGUAUAUAAAUUCGCAAUAUAACGAAUAAGUUUAUGUUCAAUGAUUUAGGAUAGCAGGUAAAUAGUGGCAAUGAAUUAAUGAACUGCUAAUAGAUGAUUAUAUGCUUAUAAGUAAUACUAUAAUUUAAUAUAAUGUGCAUAAAGAAUCUCUAAACCAGACACAGUCAGCAAAAAGUUUUACCGUUUGCGGUAUGUGUGUUUGUGCCGUUAGAAGAGACGCAGCUGUCAAAUGAACACAAAAGAAAAAGUCGCAUUUAGUGUAAAGAAUCGUGGAUGAUUUAAUAGAAUAAAAAUAGAAAAAAAUUCAAUUUGAAUAAUCUUAUAAGGAAUUCGUGGCUUUUUAUGUGGACUUAAUUUUUUCCUGAUUUUUUAGAAUUUGUGUUGUGUCGGUAGAAUAAUUUCAAACGAAAGAAAUUAAUUGUGGUUUGCAAAGACAAAAACUAUAAGAGACUGUGAGUUGAGUACUAUUAAUUGCGAAAUAGUAAUAGUGGAGGAGAGAGACAUAAGGCAGACCGGUUGUUUCGUUGUACGAGACUGAGAGUUUGAUGCCCACAGAGUCUUACUGCUUGACCACCGAUGUCUUCUAGCUCCCAGUUAGCCGAGCAGGCAGCUUCCACUACCGCUGAGCCACCAGUAGCUAAGAAACGGAAGCUCGCACCUAACUCGUCACCAACCUCCACGAGUUCCCACAAAAACAACAAUAACGGUAGCGGCGCAGCAGGCGACGAAAUUGACAAAAGCGUUAAGAGUGAGACAACUGCUGGUAAAUCAGCAGCAUCGUUAGUAUUGUCAUCCUGCUCGUUAGCUUCGUCAAGUUGCAAAAACGCAGCCGGCUCACUCGUUUCGAAAAGUACAACGAGCGAGAACAGCGGCGGCGGCAUUAGUACAUCGUCAGCAGUGAAUAAAGAAAGCAGGAAUAUUAAUAACAGCGACAAGCAAAGCUCCUCGUGCACUAAAGAACAAGAAAAAACUAGUGUUGUGGGUUCCAACUGCAAAAUAAGCGCCAAUAGCAACAGCUCAAUAAUAAAUCCUAACCCUACAACGAAAACAAGCACUAGCAAUAACAGCAGCGCCAACAACUCGGCAACACCAAUGGAUACGAAUUCCCAGAGUGAUGGAGCCACUGGCGAUAUUGAUGAGUCUCUGUACUCACGGCAAUUAUAUGUGCUUGGUCAUGAUGCUAUGCGUCGCAUGGCCAACUCAGAUAUUUUAUUGUCCGGUUUAAAUGGCCUGGGCUUGGAAAUAGCAAAAAAUGUUAUUUUGGGUGGUGUCAAAUCCAUAACUCUUCAUGAUACUCAAAAUUGUACGAUUUAUGACUUAUCUUCUCAGUUUUAUUUGUCCGAUGCUGACGUUGGUAAAAAUCGUGCGGAGGCCACUCGUGACAAAUUAGCUGAGUUGAAUAAUUAUGUGCGUACCACUUCCUAUACGGGAGAAUUGACUGAAGAUUUUCUUAAGAACUUCCGUGUUAUUGUUUUGGCCACGAGCACUGACGCCGAACAGCAUCGUAUUGCAGCGUUUGCUCAUAAUAAUAAUAUUGCUUUGAUUAUUGCCGAGACUCGUGGCUUAUUUGCCAAAGUAUUCUGUGACUUUGGAGAGAAUUUCACCAUCUAUGAUCAAGAUGGUGCUCAACCUAUUUCCACCAUGAUUGCCAGCAUUACACGAGAUUCGCAAGGCGUUAUUACUUGUUUAGAUGAAACUCGUCAUGGCCUUAGUGAUGGCGAUUACGUAACUUUCUCUGAGGUGCAAGGCAUGAACGAAUUGAAUGGAUGUGCUCCAAUGAAAAUUAGUGUGUUGGGACCAUAUACCUUCAGCAUUGGAGAUACCAGUAAAUUUGGUGAAUAUGUUUCUGGCGGUAUAGCUACUCAGGUAAAAAUGUCCAAGACAAUUAGUUUUAAAUCGCUAGAAGUGGCUGAGAAGGAGCCAGAAUUCUUGAUUUCCGAUUUUGUUAAAAUCGAACAUCCGGGCACAUUACAUGUGGCGUUUAAAGCACUGCAUAAGUACAUUAAAGAAAACGGCAGAAUGCCACGUCCUUGGAAUUCGCAAGAUGCCCAGAAGUUUUUGAAUAUGUGCAAGGAUAUGGAUAACAACGUAUUGGAAAGUUUGGUGCUAACUUUCGCCAAAAUUUGUGCGGGCAAUACAUGCCCAAUAGAUGCUGCAAUGGGUGGGUUUGUUGCUCAGGAGGUGCUUAAAGCCUGUAGUGGAAAAUUUACUCCAGUCUAUCAGUGGUUGUAUUACGAUGCUAUUGAAUGUUUACCGGACCAUGAGGUUGAAGAAAGCGAUGCUGAGCCAAUUGGGUCGCGUUACGAUGCUCAGAUAGCCAUUUUUGGUAAAAAAUUCCAAGAGAAAUUGAGUGACGUGAAAUACUUCGUCGUUGGAGCAGGUGCCAUUGGUUGUGAACUGAUUAAGAAUUUUGCCAUGAUUGGUGCAGGCACCCGCAAUGGCCAAUUGUUCAUUACCGAUAUGGAUCUCAUUGAAAAAUCGAAUCUAAAUCGUCAGUUCCUGUUUCGGCCAAAAGAUGUGCAAAAGCCAAAGGCUGAAACAGCCGCAGCGGCGAUUCGUAUGAUGAAUCCCGAAGCUAAAGUCACGGCAUAUGAAUUGCGCGUAGGUUCCGAAACAGAGAGGGUCUUCUCGGAGGAAUUUUUUGGGAAAUUAGAUGGCGUUACUAAUGCUUUGGAUAACGUAGAUGCCCGUAUUUAUAUGGAUCGCAAAUGUGUUUUCAAUCGUAUACCUCUAGUGGAGUCCGGCACUCUAGGCACUAUGGGCAAUGUGCAGGUCAUUGUGCCCUUCUUAACCGAAUCCUAUAGUUCUUCUCAAGACCCACCCGAAAAGAGUAUUCCUAUAUGUACUUUAAAGAAUUUCCCGAAUGCCAUUGAACAUACAUUGCAAUGGGCGAGAGAUUGCUUUGAAGGUGUUUUUAGUCAAACCGCCGAAAAUGCUGCCCUCUACAUAACCGAUCCCAAUUUCAUAGAACGCACUCUUAAGCUUACUGGUAUUCAACCUUUGGAAAUAUUAGAAUCGGUCAAAAAAGCCUUGAUUGAUAAUAAACCAAAAGAUUUUGCUGAUUGUAUAGAGUGGGCUCGCUUGUACUGGGAGGAACAGUAUGCAAAUCAAAUUAAACAAUUGUUAUACAAUUUUCCUCCCGAUCAGGUUACCUCAAGUGGCCAGCCUUUCUGGUCUGGCCCAAAACGCUGCCCCGAACCCUUGCUAUUCGAUGUCAAAAAUUCCUUACAUUUGGACUUCGUUUACGCGGCUUCAAAUUUAAUGGCUCAAGUCUACGGCAUUCCUCAAAUGCGCGAUCGUGAAUACAUUGCUUGUAAACUACAAUCUGUCCAGGUACCAGAAUUUCAGCCUCGUUCGGGUGUUAAAAUUGAAACUAAUGAAGCUGCAGCAGCUGCUGAAGCUAACAAUCAUGAUGGCUCUGAAGUCGAUCAAGAUCGUGUCAAUAAAAUACUCAACGAACUGCAAGCAUUAGGAAAAUUAAAUUUUUCGAUCACACCUUUGCAAUUUGAAAAAGAUGAUGACACUAAUCUGCACAUGGAUUUCAUUGUAGCCGCAUCAAAUUUGCGAGCCGCCAACUAUAAGAUACCACCAGCCGACCGUCACAAAUCAAAAUUGAUUGCUGGCAAAAUUAUACCAGCCAUUGCUACCACUACUUCAUUGGUUUCCGGUUGGGUUGUACUUGAAGUUAUCAAACUUAUUAUGGGCCAUAAAGAUCUGUCAAAGUUCAAGAACGGUUUUGCAAACUUAGCUUUGCCUUUUGUUACCUUCUCGGAGCCAAAACGCGCAGAAAGCAAUACGUAUUACGAUAAAAACUGGACCUUAUGGGAUCGGUUUGAGGUACCCGGUGAAAUGACUUUGCAAGAAUUUCUCGACUAUUUCGAAAAGAAAGAGAAACUUAAGAUUACCAUGCUAUCGCAAGGCAUUUCCAUGCUUUACUCAUUCUUUAUGCCUAAGGCCAAGUGUGCGGAACGUCUACCACUACCGAUGAGCGAAGUAGUAAGACGUGUCUCCAAAAAACGUAUAGAACCUCAUGAACGCUCAUUGGUAUUUGAAAUCUGUUGUAAUGAUGAAGAAGGCGAAGACGUCGAAGUACCCUACGUUAGGUAUACUUUACCCUAAAAAGGUUUUCUUGUGCGAUAACUGUUGUUUAACUAAAAUUUAUUUUAUUUUAUUAAAAUUAAAAAAAAAAAAAAAAAAAAAACUUUUUUUAUAUACAUGCGCGUGAAGCGAUCCUUUCGACUUUAAUAUUUGUUUUGAAUUAAUAUCUUAGUGCGUAGAAAUCGAUGAUAUGGAAAGAUUACAGCAACAGCUUUGUCUUGCUUUUUUCUUUUCUAUUUUAUUUAAUCUGCAAUUAAUUUUUUUCUUUUGCGUAAAUUAAUUAAUUGCUACACUUAUAUUAUAACUUUUAUUUUCGAAGUAAAUUGGAAUAUAAUUUGUAAUAGAUUGUUCAUUUUCUUUUUCGAUAAAAAUAAAAUGAAAAAUUUAAAAUUAUAA